CCCUGGCGCAUGGCCUGUCUACUGUGCAUUUUCAACUUCCUGGGGUCGGUCACACCCCUCCAUGUGGCUCCCGUGAUGACUGGCCUCCGCUCCGCCUUUUCAGCCACGCGGACCAAUAGCAUCCUGGGAGGCACUCAGAAUGCUGUGACCUUCAACAAGCUCCUAGUCAACACAGGGAGUGAUUUCAACCCAGACACGGGCCACUUCCGCUGCAGAAUCCCUGGAGCCUAUUACUUGUCCUUCACGUUGGGGAAAUAUCCCAAGAAGAUGUUGUCUGUCAUACUGGUGAAGAAUGGGCAGGAGGUGCAGGCUAUAGCCUAUGACGAUUACAAAAAGAAAGGGAGGAAGGUCCAGAGUCAAAGUGUUAUGAUCAGCCUGAGGGCCAUGGACACAGUGUGGCUGAUGCUGCAGGACAGUCCUCAGUAUGCUCUAUACAGCAAUGCUGGACCUUACAUCACCUUCACCGGUUACCUGGUGUACCCCGACAUCUCCACCACUGGCUAUCUCAACAACUACCUAUCCCUGUCAGGGCAGCCCUACCCCAACUCCAACUGUCCCCCUCCUGGAGACCACAUGUACGGCUGGAGCGGUAGUGCUGAGGCCCCUGUGGAGCCUCGCUCUGCCUUCUCCAUGGCCAGGACAUCCCCGGUCCUGGGGGAGAAUGGUGGUGGGCACCAGGAGAAGGAGCCUCUGACCUUUGAUGUGGAGUACGUCAACAUUGGAGGGCACUUUAACAAGACGUCGGGCCGCUUCACCUGCCGCUACCCUGGUGCCUACUACUUUGCCUUCACUGUGGGGAAGCACCCGCGCAGGGCAGUGUCAGUCAAGCUGAUGACAGGCCAAGGCGAGGUGCAGGCGAUGGUGUUUGACGAGGAUACGUCCAGGAGGAGGGAGAUGCAGAGCCAGAGUUUGCUGCUGUCGCUCCAUAGGGGGGACAACGUGUGGCUCUACAGCCAGCAGGACGAGUGCUACGCCGUCUACAGCAACCAGGGACGCUACACCACCUUCUCAGGCUUCCUGGUCUACCCAGACGUUGAGCCCACCACCACCACCAGCCAGGACCUGGACAGAACUCACUUCUGAGGGCACUGAGUUCUUCAAAACACACUGGACCCUCCUAGAAAAUGUACAUGGUGCUAUGGUUACAAAAUCGAAUUUGUGAAAGUGUGAAUGUCAGUGCUAAGUUGCACUAUGCUUCAUAGGCUUAGUUUAGAACCGCUGUAGUCAGCUUCUGGGUGUUGAUGGAACAACAACAGUAGCAACCUCUAAAGAAUGGGGCAGAGAUGUACAUAUAUUAUACACAUCUUAUACACAGAUACACAUUUGUUGGCCAUUUAUUGAUUUCAUAGUAUUAUAUCAUUCCACAAGAUGGGGCUGGGAGUUCAUUCUUUGGAUAUAACGACAAGCUUAUGACAUUAUUACACAUAAUCAUGUCAUGUUUCUCUUUAUUACCAAAUUAUCUGUGGAUAAGUGGGUGAUUUUCUGUUUUGUUUUUGGCUGCGUUUAAACCAAAGUUAUGGGUUAUAUGUUAGUAUAUGAUGCUGGAUCAUUAGGAUUCUUUGGAUACCUCAUGUUUUUUUUCUCUCAUUCACCAAAAACGAUGGGUUACAAUAAGUAGAGCUUUCCUAGGUAAUCUUUAUAUAUACAGACUUGCUUAGGGACAUAAUUAUUUAUCCUUACUGAGCAGAUGUGUUUGCAAAGACUCAGAAAACCAUUUAAUCAUUUAACUUGUGUAGUGAUUGCAUUGAGUAGACUACUAUGUAAAUACUGCAUAGUUUGCCUGAAUGACUGUAUGGACUUAGAUAACCUGAAUGUGAUGUAGUUAUGAAUGUUUGAUCUAUUCUGAAUGCAUAGUGAAAGAAUAUUCAUUAAAGGAGAAGUUUACCCAAAAUCCAGAAACUUCCAAGUGUAUUCCAUACAUUGAAACUAGUUCAGUGGAGUUUGCCCUCUCCCCCUCUCUCUCCCUGUAGGUCAACUGACUUGUGACAUUGAUGGAUGCAGGCCUCGCUAUGCUCUGUUGCCAGUUAAUUCAUGAUUCAGAAAUCUGCGAAAUGUUGAACAAAUGCAUUGUUUUAUUGAAGGCGUAUGGCCGAAUCAGCUAUUUGUUCUGAGUCAGGAUAUGUGUACUUUUCCACCUAAAACAUUUGCGAUUAUUUUACAUAAUUAUUUCAUGUAGCCGACUGCCACAGCGCAUUUGCGCUCUUGGGGGAAUCCCUGCUAAGUAGAAAUGGCACUGUAUGCCCUUCUUGACAGGUGCCCAUGGUGUCCUCAAACCGAGCCUGAGUAUUCGGAUGAAGAAUUGAGGCAAAUUGAGCUUCAGAUGGCCGCUGCUGCUUUACAUGCUGACCAGACCGGACACGUCGCGUGCUCGAGUGUUGCAAAAUGAAUUUAGAAAUCCAUGUUAUUCAAUUAUUGCACCCACACUGCUCGCACGCGCCAACAAGCGUCUGCGUUGCCAAGGGCUAAAAUAGAAGUCAUUCCUAUUUCUGACGCAGAUUGCGCUGCAAGUCCUGCCUCUCCCAUCUCCUCAUUGGUUUAUAGAAGCAGGUACCCACGUGCCAUCUCCUAAUUGGUAAUACCCACGUGGGUGAUUGAAAGACAAACUGUUUUGCCGGUCGUCGUGGUAAUACUAUGAAAGUUUAGAUGCCAAUCACCAUAUAAGUUCAAAGAUGAAAAAGCCUGAAAGGAGGAGAGAUGACUAGAAAUGAUUCGGUUGACCGUUUUAUGUGUGGAUUAAUUGUCGGAGUAGAGGACAUUGUGAUUUCAGGUAAAAUAACAACUCAAUGUUUAAAUCCCAGGACAAAUUAGCUAGCAACAGGAAGCAAGCUAAAUAGGACAAAUUAGCUUGCAAGUGCAAGAUAACUAGCUAAAUUGCCAUACAUGUUUAAUGCUUUUCGACCUGUCCCCAAAUUAAUGUAAUUGGUUCAGAGUUUGUUUUGAUAUUUUAACAUGCAUGUCAUGAUCGCGUUUGGUGUGGGGGGACAAAAUACAUUUAUGCACGAUGGCACACGCGUGCAGCCGGUUUGGGUUCCGUGAUAGCCAUCGAAGCCGCAGCAGUAGCUGGACCACAGCCCUAACCAUCCUCAGGAUCAUCACAGACUGACUGGAGGUGUAAUUGUGGCAAUUGCGCUCCAAUGCUGCGAAGGAGGAAUGUUUGUGCUGCGGAUCAUUUGAUUAUGUAACUACAAUUCUUAUAGAUAUUGCUGCCCAGAUUAACACUGGUGUCCUUGAAACAUUUAUCCGUAUUCCAAAAACAAAUUGGAGACGCACCACUGUUCCAGCUGGGACAAAUGGACAGUUGUCUAAUGAGUAAGUAGCUAAACUUUACUUUAAUGAAUGAUUGCUUCUCUUAAACCUUUAUUAAUGGGGAUAUUAGUGGGUUUUAUGUUUUGACAUUAGCUCAAAACCCUAUAUAGCCUAUGUUUAUAUAUCACAGUGUUUUUUGUAUAUUCUAUUCUGCAAUAUAAGGUGACACAAUGUCUAUUGUCCACCGCCCCGUCAUAAAUACAUAGAGCACAUAUGCCAUCCUGUAGAGUACCUAGGCCUGUACCUCAUGUCUACAUUAUAUGGUGCAAUGGUAAUAACGCAAUAAGAACACCUUGAACUUCAAGAAUCAGGAUGGCAACAGAGCAGAGCAGGCCUCUAUCCAGCAACGGCACGUGACCGUUUUUGCAGCUAUUUCAGUACAGCACUACGUUUGUUUAUCCCAUUUGUAGCUCUGUGUUGUUGUUUUUGUCGCACCUCUUUGCUUUAUCUUGGCCAGGUCACAGUUGUAAAUGAGAACUUAAAUAAAGGUGAAAUAAAAUAAAAAAUAAAAGGGAGAGAGAGGAGAGAGAGGGCAAACCCCACUGAUCUAUUUUCAAUGUAUGGAAUCACUUGGGAGUUUUAGGAUUUGGGUAGACUUCUCCUUUAAGGAGCAGUUCCAUGAUUCAAAGGUCAUCCAUGGGAUCCAAAAAGUCAUGGCUGAAACUGAUCAAUGUGUGAUUUAAACUUCUCUUGUAUAAGAAAUAAAAAAUGUACAGUU
Messenger RNA from Oncorhynchus kisutch (coho salmon), 4024 nucleotides. It is a transcript of the gene c1qtnf13, whose product is annotated as C1q and TNF related 13. NCBI's taxonomy places the organism in Eukaryota, Metazoa, Chordata, Actinopteri, Salmoniformes, Salmonidae. The transcript has a single exon. The record is from RefSeq and is a predicted model, not a curated record. The coding region runs from base 10 to 1083 and encodes 357 amino acids. Gene Ontology annotation, molecular function: protein binding.